UUCACACGGAUUCGAAUAUGGCAGCGAAUGAGACGAACGAAAUAAGUGGAACUCUGGUGUUUUACGUUAAUGGGAAAAAGAUUAUCGAUUCAAAUAUCGAUCCUGAGUGGACUUUGUUGUAUUACCUAAGGGCAAAGUUAAGACUCUGUGGUACAAAACUCGGCUGUGGUGAAGGAGGAUGUGGGGCAUGCACCGUUAUGGUUUCCCGAUUCGACAGAGGAAGAAACAUCGUAAUUCAUAUACCAGUAAACGCAUGCCUGGCACCGAUAUGUUCCAUGCACGGUCUGGCAGUGACUACGGUCGAGGGCAUAGGCUCGACCAAAACCAAAUUACAUCCCGUACAAGAGCGAAUUGCCAAAACGCACGGGUCUCAGUGCGGUUUUUGCACCCCGGGAAUGGUAAUGUCGAUGUACGUUCUCCUGAGGCAGUCUCCAAAACCGAAAAUGGAAGAACUAGAAGAAACGCUGCAGGGUAAUUUGUGCAGAUGCACAGGUUAUAGGCCAAUCUUGGAUGGUUUCAAGACAUUCACCGAAGAGUGGGAAGCGCAAAUAAGUGGAAGUUACGUUAACGGCAGCGAUGCAAGUUGUGGCAUGGGAGAUAAAUGUUGCAAAGUGCAGAACGGCACAACCGGCAAGUAUUCAGUAGUCAAAAUUGAGUUAAUUGUUGAUUUUAACACAUUUUUAGAAAUACCGGCUGAGGGACUUUUUGACCCAAACGAAUUUAGUCCAUACCACCCGUCUCAAGAGCCAAUUUUUCCGCCUGAGCUGAAACUGCUGGACGUAUAUGACAGGCAGAGACUCGAAAUCAAAGGCAAGAACGUUACGUGGUACCGACCCACUAAAUAUAUCGAUUUUCUUAGUUUGAAAUGUACUUUUCCGGAGGCCAAGAUAGUAGUCGGCAACACUGAGGUGGGCGUGGAGACGAAAUUCAAGCGGAUGUUCUACCCAGUUAUCAUCCAACCUACCCAAAUCAAAGAACUUAUAGAAAUAAGCGAAGGUGGCAAUGGAAUAUCAGUGGGAGCGUCCGUAACUUUGACCGAAUUGGGUGAUUUUCUGAAAUACCAAAUCCGCACCCAGCCGGAAGAAAAAUCCCGUAUAUUUAAAGCUAUCGUGGACGUGCUCUUUUGGUUCGCUGGGAAACAAAUUCGAAGCGUCGGCUCCAUUGGGGGUAACAUCAUGACUGGUAGUCCGAUAUCUGAUUUGUUACCCAUCUUAAUGGCUUGCAGAGUAGAGCUCGAAAUCGAGCACCUGACAAAUGGACUAAGAACUGUAGUAUUAGAUGACAAAUUCUUUGUUGGCUAUCGUAAAAGUAUAAUUCAUGCCGAUGAAGUCUUAAAAACAGUGCGCAUACCUUUUAGUACCAAGAGCCAAUACUUUAAAGCCUACAAACAAGCUAGAAGAAGGGAAGAUGACAUCGCGAUAGUUAACAUAGCGGUUAAUGUGAUAUUUGAAAAUAACUCGAACAUAGUAUCUGACAUACACUUGGCAUUCGGCGGUAUGUCCUUCAAAACCAUAACGGCUCCCAAAACUGAAGCGAAUUUGAAAGGUCUUCCGUGGAAUAAAGAAAGUGUGGAGAUGGCGUUCAAUUGGCUCUUGGAAGACCUUCCUUUGGAUCCUUCAGCGCCAGGGGGAAUGAUCGCUUAUCGCAAAUCUCUAACCUUGGGAUUGUUCUUUAAGGCAUUCUUGGCCAUAUCCGAACAAUUGCCUUGUAUAAAUGAACUGAACUCCACCGAGUUGAGCGGAUCUCGUGGAAUUCACGAGUCGAAGCAGAUAAAUUCCCAAUAUUUUAAAUCUGGUUCUACUGAAACUGGUAGAUACAAUGUUAUCCAAAAGCCUAUGGUACACCUGUCGGCAUUCAAACAAGCCGCAGGUGAAGCAGUGUACUGCGACGAUUUGCCGAGAUUUGAAAACGAACUGUUCUUAGCGUUUGUGGUUAGUUCAAGAGCUCACGCGAAAAUUAUAUCUGUAGAUCCGUUCGAUGCUCUACAGAUGGAGGGUGUACGUGGUAUAGUGUCUGUAGAAGAUAUCGGAACAGAUAGAAACGUAUUCGGCGGUAUUGUUCCUGAUGAAAAGAUUUUUUACUAUGACGUGGUGACUAGCCAAGGUCAGAUCAUUUGUGCUGUACUAGCUAAUGAUAUCUCCAUAGCUCAAAGGGCGGCUAGGAAGGUCAAAAUUGAGUACCAAGACCUAGAGCCAAUUGUUAUUACCAUAGAAGAUGCCAUUAAAGAAAGGUCGUUUUUCAAAGAAGUACAUAGGUCUAUCCGAAAGGGACCCGUCGAAGAAGUAUUCAGUAGCGCGCCUCACGUUCUGGAGGGUCAAUGUAGGAUGGGAGGUCAAGAGCAUUUUUAUUUCGAAACACAAGCUGUGAUAGCCGUACCCAAGGCGGAGGACGGUGAAAUAGAGCUGUACUCAUCCACUCAGCAUCCUUCUGAAGUGGCGGCACUGGUUGCGGAAGCUUUAGAAACGCAGCAAAAUAAAAUCAUAUGCAAAGUGAAACGCAUAGGCGGCGGUUUCGGUGGCAAGGAGUCUAAAGCUGCGAUGGUAGCGAUCCCGGUCGCAAUCGCUGCCAAAAAGUUUCGUCGACCAAUAAGAUGUAUGCUGGACAGAGACGAGGACAUGCUGAUGACGGGCGGUAGGCAUCCUUUUCUAAUGAAGUACAAAGCGGCGUUCGACGAUACGGGGAAGAUUCUAGGGUGUGACGUUCACCUUUAUUUGAACGGUGGUUACUCGACUGAUCUGUCCACGGGGGUUUGUGAAAGGGCGCUGCUUCACGUGGAUAAUGCAUACAACAUCCCAGCGUUUAGGGUAAAGGGCACCAUCUGCAAAACCAACUUACCCUCGAAUACAGCCUUUAGAGGUUUCGGCGGUCCCCAAGGCAUGUUUGUGGCCGAGAAUAUAAUUGAUGACAUCGCCGAAUAUCUCGGUAUUAGUCGUAUUAUAAUUAGCGAAAGAAAUCUUUAUAAGGAAGGUGACUUAACGCAUUAUAAUCAACUAUUGGAGGAUUGCACAAUGGACAAAUGUUGGAAGGAAUGUAUCCACAAGUCGCAAUACCACGCGCGAAGGAAAAUGGUAGACGAAUACAACAGGAGAAAUAAAUACAAAAAGCGCGGCAUAACUAUGGUACCAACCAAAUUCGGUAUUGCAUUCGGAGCGAAAUUUCUAAAUCAAGCCGGAGCGUUGGUGCUAGUCUACACGGACGGCUCAGUACUAUUGCACCAUGGAGGCAUCGAGAUGGGUCAAGGACUUUAUACCAAGAUGAUACAGGUGGCUAGUGAAGCUUUGAGCGUCCCUCCAGAGAAAAUACAUACAAGCGCCACUUCCACUGAAACCGUUCCGAAUACGUCACCCACGGCUGCCAGUACUGGAUCGGAUUUAAAUGGAAUGGCUGUUUUGAACGCCUGCAACGAGAUAAAUGAAAGGCUGAAACCGUACAAAAAUACUAAUCCAAAGGGUGGUUGGGAUUCUUGGGUAAAACAAGCUUAUUUUGACAGAAUCAGCCUGUCAGCUGUAGGAUUUUAUGCCACCCCAGAGUUGGGACACGAUUGGGAUACGAACGAAGGCAAUAUCUUCAGAUAUUUCACGUAUGGGGCUGCGUGUACCGAAGUGGAGAUCGAUACACUAACUGGAGACCACAAAGUAUUACGCACCGAUAUUGUUAUGGAUCUAGGUGAAAGUAUAAAUCCAGCAAUCGAUAUCGGACAAGUCGAGGGUGCGUUUAUGCAGGGAUACGGGCUGUUUAUUUUAGAAGAGCUUGUGUAUUCGCCCACAGGGAUUUUGUACACCAAAGGUCCAGGGGCGUACAAAAUUCCGGGUUUCGGUGAUAUACCUGGCGAGUUCAACGUAUCUCUUUUGAAAGGAGUUUCCAACCCCAAAGCGGUGUACUCAUCCAAGGCCGUGGGUGAACCUCCUCUAUUUUUGGCAUCUUCUGCUCUGUUUGCCAUUAAAGACGCCGUGAAGGCUGCAAGAUUGGAAAACGGAUGCAAGGAACCAUUUAGAUUGAACGCCCCCGCCACAGCAGCGGAAAUACGGAUGGUCUGUCGAGACACCAUCACUUCGAGGAUCAAAACUCCGGAACCCGGAACCUAUACACCAUGGAAUGUCACCGUCUAAAUCUUGUAGUACAAAAUUAGAAUAAUUAUACCAAAACUAUUUACUGUACCUAUAUACAUACUACUUUAGAAACUAGAAAUUUAUUAGAAAUCUGUUUCUAAUAAAUAUUAAAUAAAUAAUAGAUAAAAUAUUUAAAAAAAAAUAAUUAAAAAUUUAUAAAAUUAAUAAAUAAAUUUAUAAAAUUAAUAAAUAAAUUUAUAAAAUAAAUAAAUAAAUAAAUACACAAUACAUAGCGAAAA
Cylas formicarius (sweet potato weevil) is the source of this 4348-nucleotide messenger RNA. RefSeq names its product xanthine dehydrogenase (gene ry). The record is from RefSeq and is a predicted model, not a curated record. Gene Ontology annotation, molecular function: xanthine dehydrogenase activity; molybdopterin cofactor binding; FAD binding. The coding region runs from base 18 to 4109 and encodes 1363 amino acids. Lineage: Eukaryota; Metazoa; Arthropoda; Insecta; Coleoptera; Brentidae. The transcript has 11 exons.